Molecule: messenger RNA, 1492 nt
Organism: Dimorphilus gyrociliatus
Lineage: Eukaryota; Metazoa; Annelida; Polychaeta; Dinophilidae
Source: the annotation of a GenBank genome assembly
AGUUUAGCGCAUUCUUUUCCAACGAUCUGCAAUGGAUGCUUCUCGACUAGAACAGCAGAGUGCGACAGCUAACUUUUUGGCACAUUGCAGAAAUUUUAUGGCGGCCCCAUCGGUUCUUCCCAUCAAUUUUACCCCGCCUCAAAUAGCUCAAGUGUGCGAAGUUUUGGAGGAAUCCGGUGAUAUUGAACGGUUAGGGAGAUUUCUCUGGUCCCUUCCAGUAAACCCUGCAGCGAUGGAGGCUCUAAAUAAGCACGAAUCAAUCCUCAGAGCUCGCUCUUUAGUCGCUUUCCAUACAGGAAAUUUCAAGGACUUAUACCACAUUCUGGAGAAUUAUAAAUUCAACAAGGAUUCGCACCCGAAAUUGCAAGCUAUGUGGCUCGAGGCGCAUUAUCAAGAAGCCGAACGUCUCCGCGGUAGACCUCUUGGACCAGUCGAUAAAUACCGUGUACGUAAAAAGUAUCCACUCCCUCGCACAAUAUGGGAUGGGGAGCAGAAAACACACUGUUUCAAGGAAAGAACAAGGAGCUUGUUGCGAGAAUGGUACCUACAAGAUCCUUAUCCAAACCCAGCCAAGAAGCGAGAACUAGCCCAAGCUACCGGACUCACGCCGACACAAGUUGGCAAUUGGUUCAAAAAUAGACGGCAACGAGAUAGAGCGGCGGCUGCCAAAAAUAGAUUGCAGAACGCCGAUAGAAAUUCACCGUCAAGAUCGCCUCCAGUCUCGCCGGGAGUUGAAGGCUCCACAUCUCUAAGCGAUCCUCAAGAACGAGCCGAAACACCUGAUUCCUUCAUAGACCCAGGAGAUUCGAAUUCAGACUUUUCCUCAACACCUCCACCGUCGUCAGAACAAAAUGAUCUUGCCGCUACGCCUAAAACCAAAACUAAUGAUAAUGGGUCGGAAGAAGUUACCAAGGAGGAAGCUUCAUCUAGCGAAAAAGAAAGACGUAGCGCUAGUCCUAGUCCGCGAUUAUCUUUCGCCCAACCGCUAUUUCCCAGACCUCCCACGGAUUUGCUGCCUAGAGACUUUUUAGCUCAUCAUCCUAGAUUUCUAUUUCCUCCUCUAGCACCGUUUGGAUUGGCUGGUUUUCCCAUGUUUGCACCGCCUUUAGGCAUCCAACACCAGCCUCACGAUUUGUCGACUAGGACUCAGACUUUGGCUCAGGCAGCGGCCGCAACAGCUUCUGCAAAUUCACCGCUUAAUUUAUCUCACGUUCAGUCGGCUCGUUGAGUGGAAUUUGCCUGUAUAACGAUGCUUUAAUUAUGCCAUGGACAAAGACGCUACAAUACCAAUGCCGAAAGCUCGUAAUGUUAGAAACUUUGUAUACUGUAAAAAGAAAAAAGAACUUAUAGUCAUUAUAUACAGUAUAUAUAUACAUAUAUUACGAAAUACAUAUAUACAUGUAUGUACUUGUAAAACAAUAAGAAUUAUAUAUAUAUAUUAUAUAUACAUAUAUAUAUGUAUUUGUAUUUUUGACAUAUACAUGUAUACAAA